Messenger RNA from Symphalangus syndactylus (siamang), 3916 nucleotides. It is a transcript of the gene GLDC, whose product is annotated as glycine decarboxylase. Gene Ontology annotation, molecular function: glycine dehydrogenase (decarboxylating) activity; pyridoxal phosphate binding; lyase activity. Gene Ontology annotation, biological process: glycine decarboxylation via glycine cleavage system. The record is from RefSeq and is a predicted model, not a curated record. Lineage: Eukaryota; Metazoa; Chordata; Mammalia; Primates; Hylobatidae. Gene Ontology annotation, cellular component: mitochondrion; glycine cleavage complex.
CCUUGGGUGGAGCCACAACUUUGCGCGAGUGUCUUGGUUGAGCGCAGCGCCCAUUCAUUGCCCGCGAGCGUCCAUCCAUCUGUCCCGCCGGCUGUCCAGCGAAAAGGGCUCCAGGCCGGACGCAGCCGCCACCCGGGGGACCGAGGCCAGGAGAGGGGCCGAGAGCGCGGCUGACCCUUGCGGGCCGGGACAGGGGACGGUGCCGCGGCCAUGCAGUCCUGUGCCAGGGCGUGGGGGCUGCGCCUGGGCCGCGGGGUCGGGAGCGGCCGCCGCCUAGCUGGGGGAUCGGGGUCGUGCUGGGCGCCGCGGGGCCGGGACAGCAGCAGUGGCGGCGGGGACAGCGCCGCGGCUGGGGCCUCGCGCCUCCUGGAGCGCCUCCUGCCCAGACACGACGACUUCGCUCGGAGGCACAUAGGCCCUGGGGACAAAGACCAGAGAGAGAUGCUGCAGACCUUGGGGCUGGCGAGCGUUGAUGAAUUGAUCGAGAAGACGGUCCCUGCCAACAUCCGUUUGAAAAGACCCUUGAAAAUGGAAGACCCUGUUUGUGAAAAUGAAAUCCUUGCAACUCUGCAUGCCAUUUCAAGCAAAAACCAGAUCUGGAGAUCGUAUAUUGGCAUGGGCUAUUAUAACUGCUCAGUGCCACAGACGAUUUUGCGGAACUUACUGGAGAACUCAGGAUGGAUCACCCAGUAUACUCCAUACCAGCCUGAGGUGUCUCAGGGAAGGCUGGAGAGUUUACUCAACUACCAGACCAUGGUGUGUGACAUCACAGGGCUGGACAUGGCCAAUGCAUCCCUGCUGGAUGAGGGGACUGCAGCCGCAGAGGCGCUGCAGCUGUGCUACAGACACAACAAGAGGAGGAAAUUUUUUGUUGACCCCCGUUGCCACCCACAGACAAUAGCUGUUGUCCGGACUCGAGCCAAAUAUACUGGAGUCCUCAUUGAGCUAAAGUUACCCUGUGAAAUGGACUUCAGUGGAAAAGAUGUCAGUGGAGCAUUGUUCCAGUACCCAGACACAGAGGGGAAGGUGGAAGACUUUACGGAACUCGUGGAGAGAGCGCAUCAGAGUGGGAGCCUGGCCUGCUGUGCUACUGACCUUUUAGCUUUGUGCAUCUUGAGGCCACCUGGAGAAUUUGGGGUAGACAUCGCCCUGGGCAGCUCACAGAGAUUUGGAGUGCCACUGGGCUAUGGGGGACCCCACGCAGCAUUUUUUGCUGUCCGAGAAAGCUUGGUGAGAAUGAUGCCUGGAAGAAUGGUGGGAGUAACAAGAGACGCCACUGGGAAAGAAGUGUAUCGUCUUGCUCUUCAAACCAGGGAGCAACACAUUCGGAGAGACAAGGCUACCAGCAACAUCUGUACAGCUCAGGCACUCUUGGCGAAUAUGGCUGCCAUGUUUGCAAUCUACCAUGGUUCCCAUGGGCUGGAGCAUAUUGCUAGGAGGGUACAUAAUGCCACUUUGAUUUUGUCAGAAGGUCUCAAGCGAGCAGGGCAUCAACUCCAGCAUGACCUGUUCUUUGAUACCUUGAAGAUUCAGUGUGGCUGCUCAGUGAAGGAGGUCUUGGGCAGGGCCGCUCAGCGGCAGAUCAAUUUUCGACUUUUUGAGGAUGGCACACUUGGUAUUUCUCUUGAUGAAACAGUCAAUGAAAAAGAUCUGGACGAUUUGUUGUGGAUCUUUGGUUGUGAGUCAUCUGCAGAACUGGUUGCUGAAAGCAUGGGAGAGGAGUGCAGAGGUAUUCCAGGGUCUGUGUUCAAGAGGACCAGCCCGUUCCUCACCCAUCAAGUGUUCAACAGCUACCACUCUGAAACAAACAUUGUCCGGUAUAUGAAGAAACUGGAAAAUAAAGACAUUUCCCUUGUUCACAGCAUGAUUCCACUGGGAUCCUGCACCAUGAAACUGAACAGUUCGUCUGAACUCGCACCUGUCACAUGGAAAGAAUUUGCAAACAUCCACCCUUUUGUGCCUCUGGACCAAGCUCAAGGAUAUCAGCAGCUUUUCCGAGAGCUUGAGAAGGACUUGUGUGAACUCACAGGUUAUGACCAGGUCUGUUUCCAGCCAAACAGCGGAGCCCAGGGAGAAUAUGCUGGACUGGCCACUAUCCGAGCCUACUUAAACCAGAAAGGAGAGGGGCACAGAACGGUUUGCCUCAUUCCGAAAUCAGCACAUGGGACCAACCCAGCAAGUGCCCACAUGGCAGGCAUGAAGAUACAGCCUGUGGAGGUGGAUAAAUAUGGGAAUAUCGAUGCAGUUCACCUCAAGGCCAUGGUGGAUAAGCACAAGGAGAACCUAGCAGCCAUCAUGAUUACAUACCCAUCCACCAAUGGGGUGUUUGAAGAGAACAUCAGUGACGUGUGUGACCUCAUCCAUCAGCAUGGAGGACAGGUCUACCUAGAUGGGGCGAAUAUGAACGCUCAGGUGGGAAUCUGUCGCCCUGGAGACUUUGGGUCUGAUGUCUCGCACCUAAAUCUUCACAAGACCUUCUGCAUUCCCCAUGGAGGAGGUGGUCCUGGCAUGGGGCCCAUCGGAGUGAAGAAACAUCUUGCCCCGUUUUUGCCCAAUCAUCCCAUCAUUUCACUAAAGCGGAAUGAGGAUGCCUGUCCUGUGGGAACCGUCAGUGCGGCCCCAUGGGGCUCCAGUUCCAUCUUGCCCAUUUCCUGGGCUUAUAUCAAGAUGAUGGGAGGCAAGGGCCUUAAACAAGCCACGGAAACUGCGAUAUUAAAUGCCAACUACAUGGCCAAGCGAUUAGAAAAACACUACAGAAUUCUUUUCAGGGGUGCAAGAGAGAUAGGGUUUCACCAUGUCGGCCCGGCUGGUUUUGAACUCCUGACCUCAAGUGAUUUGCCUGCCUCAGCUUCCCAAAGUGCUGGGAUUACAGGUUAUGUGGGUCAUGAAUUUAUUUUGGACACGAGACCCUUCAAAAAGUCUGCAAAUAUUGAGGCUGUGGACGUGGCCAAGAGACUCCAGGAUUAUGGAUUUCACGCCCCUACCAUGUCCUGGCCUGUGGCAGGGACCCUCAUGGUUGAGCCCACUGAGUCGGAGGACAAGGCAGAGCUGGACAGAUUCUGUGAUGCCAUGAUCAGCAUUCGGCAGGAAAUUGCUGACAUUGAGGAGGGCCGCAUCGACCCCAGGGUCAAUCCGCUGAAGAUGUCUCCACAUUCCCUGACCUGCGUUACAUCCUCCCACUGGGACCGGCCUUAUUCCAGAGAGGUGGCAGCAUUCCCACUCCCCUUUGUGAAACCAGAGAACAAAUUCUGGCCAACGAUUGCCCGGAUUGAUGACAUAUAUGGAGAUCAGCACCUGGUUUGUACCUGCCCACCCAUGGAAGUUUAUGAGUCUCCAUUUUCUGAACAAAAGAGGGCGUCUUCUUAGUCCUCUCUCCCUAAGUUUAAAGGACUGAUUUGAUGCCUCUCCCCAGAGCAUUUGAUAAGCAAGAAAGAUUUCAUCUCCCACCCCAGCCUCAAGUAGGAGUUUUAUAUACUGUGUAUAUCUCUGUAAUCUCUGUCAAGGUAAAUGUAAAUACAGUAGCUGGAGGGAGUCGAAGCUGAUGGUUGGAAGAUGGAUUUGCUUUGGUAUUCUGCUUCCACGUGUGCUGGUUGCCUGGAUUGGGAGCCAUUUUGUGUUUUGCAUAGAAAGUUUUAGGAACUUUAUAACUCUUAAUGUGGCAAGUUUGCAGACUUUAUAGAUGCUAUCCUGGAGACUUAAUAGACAUAUUUUUGUUCCAAAAGAGUCCGUGUGGACUGUGCCAUCUGUGGGAAAUCCCAGGGCAAAUGUUUACAUUUUGUAUACCCUGAAGAACUCUUUUUCCUCUAAUAUGCCUAAUCUGUAAUCACAUUUCUGAGUGUUUUCCUCUUUUUCUGUGUGGUUUUUUUUUUAAUCUGCAUUUAUUAGUAUUCUAAUACAAGCAUUUUGAUUGGAAGAA